This is a messenger RNA of Closterium sp. Yama58-4, 3378 nucleotides long. Lineage: Eukaryota; Viridiplantae; Streptophyta; Zygnematophyceae; Desmidiales; Closteriaceae. The record is from the annotation of a GenBank genome assembly.
AUGGGGGUACAGACGGAGGAGGCUCAUCAGAUGCCUCGGAGCACGCGCGUGUGCGUCAAGGGGUUGCCAGAAUACGUGACGGAGGACAGACUGAGGGAGCACUUUUCCAUCAAAGGCCACGUCACCGACGCCAAGAUCAUGCGCACGCGCGAUGGGCGGUCGCGCCAGUUUGGUUUUGUGGGCCUGCGAUCAGAGGAAGAGGCAGCGGCGGCGAUAGCCUACUUCAAUCGCUCCUUCAUGGACACCUUUCGCCUCACAUGCGAGUUCGCAAUGCCCAUUGGUCACACAGCGUUACCUCGUGCAUGGAGCAAGCACACGCAGGCCAAAGCGACCAAGGGCGAGGGGAAGACGGGCGAACAGGGAGCAGCAGAAGUGGGAGGGGGGAAACAGGGUGGGAAGAAGGCGGAAGAUGGAGGGGAUGGGGGGGAGGGUGGGGAGGGAGCAGAGGGAGUGGGAGGGGAGAAAGGGAAGAAGAAGGCAGGGAGGGUGGUGGGAGGGGUGGCUGUGAAGCAAGCAGCGCAGGAGGAUGAAGGGUUUAGGGAGUUUCUAGAGGUGAUGGAGCGAGGGGGAAAGAAGAAGGUUUGGGCGAAUGAUACUGUUGAUGGGGAUGGGGGGAGGGGAGGGGGGGUGGGGAAAGGGAGGAGUGGUGGGAGUGUGAGUGGAGGAGUGGUGGAGGUGGAGAGGGGAGGGAGGAAGAGUGGGGAGGUGGAGGAAGGGGAGGAGAGUGAUGAUGAGUUGUAUGGGGAUGUGAUAGUAGAGGGGGAUGGGAGUGAGGAGGAGGGGGAAGAGAGAGGGGACGGAGAUGGGGAUGAGGAGGGGAGUGAGGGGGAGGAGGGUGAGGAGGGGGAGGAACGGGAGGAAAGUGAGGAGGAGGAGGGUUUGAGUAAUUUGGAUUAUCUCAAGAAGAAGGUUGCUUCGAAUUGGAGUGAUGAGGACGAUGAUGAUGAGGAGGAAGAGGGGGGAAACGAGGGAAAUAAGGAAAACGUGGGGAGGAGGGUGGGGAACCAGGACGAGAGUGAGGGAGAGGAGGAUGGAGACGUGGAGGAGGGGGGAGAGGGGGAAGAAGAAGAGGGGGAGGAAGAGGAGGAAGGGGAGGAGAACGAGGAUGAAGAGGAAGAAGGGGAAGAAGGGGAGGAAGAAGAGGAAGGGGAAGAGGAAGGCGAUGGUGGCAACACGGAUGGUGUUGUGGAUGGGGCAGCAGCGGAGGAGGGAGGCGGGGCAGUGGUGGAUGGAGGGGCAGCGGAGGACGUGAGGGAGACGGGGCGGCUCUUCCUCCGCAACCUCUGCUACUCCGCCUCCUCAUGUGCUCCCUCCGGCCCCUUCCACACGCACCUGUUUAUACCCAACCCGCAUCACAGGGAAGACGAUCUGCGUGCCCUGUUGUCCCCCUUCGGCUCGCUGGCAGAGGUCCAUCUGGUGGUGGACCGACACACCAAGCUCUCCAAGGGCUUUGCCUAUGCGCUCUUCACCGUGCCUGAAGAUGCCGUCAGUGCUAUGAAGGCCCUCGACUCCUCCAUCUUUCAAGGCCGUCUGCUGCACGUGCUGCCCGCACACAGGCCACCACCCAAGAAGGAUGAGGAUGUGAACCUGCAGGCAAAGACGUUGAAGGAGAGGAGGGAGGAGGAGAGGAAGAAGCGUGAGGCAGGAGGGGACACCCGUGCCUGGAGCUCCUUCUAUAUGCGACCUGAUACGGUGGCUGAAGCGGUGGCCCAGAGAUACGGAGUGGCAAAGAGAGAUCUGCUCGACCCAUCAGCGAGCGACACGGCAGUUCGACUUGCCUUAGGAGAGGCGCACAUAGUGGCAGACACCAAGCGCGCCCUGCUUGACGCCGGCAUCGAUGUGGCUCUUAUGGAGCAAUUCGCCACCGCCGCCACCGCUGCUGCCGCUGCUGCUGCCGCUGCUGCUGCCGCUGCCAAGGCAGCUGGGAAGAAGGAUGCCAAGGCAGAUGGCGGUGCUGGUGGUGGUGCUGGUGGUGGUGUAAGCAGCUUGGCGCGCAGCAGGAGUGUGAUUCUGGUGAAGAAUCUGCCGUUCAAGGUGGAGGCAGGGGAGCUGGUGGGGCUGUUCCAGCGGUUCGGACCGGUGGCGAGGUUUGUGCUGCCUCCUACCAACACUGUUGCAUUGGUAGAGAUGGCUGAUUCUGCUGAUGCCAAGAGGGCCUUCAAAGGCCUCGCCUAUAAAAGAUACCAGCACGUGCCACUCUACCUCGAAUGGGCACCAGAAGGAAUCUUCCUAGAACCCGCAGCACCAUCAGACGCACCAGCUCAGGCAAACACAACAGCAGCUGCAGCAGCAGCAGCAGCAGCAGGAGGCGGGCGGGGGGGCAGGAGAGGGAGGAGCAAGAGAAGGGAAGGAGGGAGGUGGGCUGAAGAGUAUGAAGAAGCAGGGAGCGGUGGGGUUGCUGCCGGUGGUGCUUCACCGUCCUCCCUUUCCCCUUCUAAUGCCUUCCUGUUUCCCCUUCCCCCCUGCCCUCUUCUUCUAGUGCUUUCCCGUCUUCUCUUCCCCAUUCCGCCUCUUUUUUCCGCUUCUAAUGCUUUCCCUUCCCCCUUCCGCCCCUUUUUCUGCUACCAAUGCUUUCCCGUCUUCCCUUCCCCCCUCCCACCCCCUUUUUCUGCUUCUAAUGCUUUCCCAUCACCCCUUCCCCCCUCCCCUUCCUUCCCCUUCUCUCUUCUCCCCGCAUCCCAGCCCACGAGCCACAAGGCACAGCUGAGGGAGCACCUGGAGAAGCUGCUCAGAAGCAAGCACGCCGGGGGCAAGGAGGGUCCGUCCAUACGCAGCGUCACGAUCAAAAAGCGGGUCCGGAAUGGCAAGCAGCUGUCGAUGGGGUUCGGAUUUGUGGAGUUUGGAUCGGUUCUUGCUGCACACUGCGCUUGCAAGCUGCUGCAGGGCACUGUGUUGGAUGGGCACGCGUUGCUGCUGCAGCUGAGCAAAGGGGAAGCAAAGGGGGGCGAAGGGAAGGGGGAGGCAGCAGGAGCAGGAGGCAAGGGGAAGGAGAGCUCAACGAAAGUGAUCGUGCGGAAUGUGCCAUUCGAGGCCACCAAGAGAGACAUUCAGCAACUUUUUGCACCUUUCGGGCAGCUCAAGAGCAUGCGCCUGCCGCGGAAGUUUGACGGGGGCCACAGGGGGUUUGCGUUUGUGGAGUUUGCAACAAAGAGGGAAGCAGAGAGUGCCUUUGAUGCGCUCAAGAGCACCCACCUGUACGGCCGCCACCUCGUGCUUGAACGGGCCAAGGAGGGCGAGGGGCUCGACGAGCUACGUGCCAAAACUGCCGCCCAGUUUCUGGACGGUGGGGCGGGUGGCGUGCGGCAGAAGAAGCGUGCCAAGCUGGGGCAGGGCGUGGAUGACAGUGAUGUGGCAUUCCGAGAAAUGCACUUUGCAUGA